AUGGAUGAUUUCUUUCGUCACAUGGCUAGAAGAAUGCCCGACCCUAAUGAAAUGAACUUUGAGAAAAUGAGAAAAAUGGGUGGAGUUGAGUUUGAAGGCACUGUUGAUCCCACGGAUGCUGAGCAGUGGUUGGAACAGAUGGAAAGAGUAUUUGAGCAAUUAGAGUGUUCAGACGCUGCCAAAUUUAAGUAUGAUGUCUCAUUGUUACAAAAAAUGCUUAUGACUGAAUUUCAUAUGAAGUAUGUCCCACCUGCUUAUCAUGAUGGAAAGAAAAAGGAGUUCUUGAAUUUAGAGCAAUGGGGUAUGUCUAUUGCUGAAUAUCAGCAGAAGUUUCUCAGGCUUUCUCAUUAUGCUGGUGGUAUUAUUAAUAACGAAAAAGAUAAGUGCAGGCGAUUCGAAGACGGUUUGAAUGAUUCCGUCAGAAAAUUUGUGGCGGUCCUACAACAUGAAAACUUUUGUAAAUUACUUUCAUCUACUCUUACUUGGGAAAGUAUCCACAUGGAACAAGCUAGUAGAAAUGAAAAAAAGUUCAGAAAGGCUGAUGCAGAUUCAGGAGGUCCAUCUAAAAGGGGAAGGUUUGACAAUUCCAAAGCUAAUACUGUUCACAAGUCAGCCCGGCAUAAGCAAAAUAGAUCAAAUUUCUCUACUGCUAGCACUCCAAGCUAUGGCCAAGGCAAGACUCGUAUACCCACUUGUGCACAAUGUGGAAAGAAUCACUUUGGUACUUGUAGGAGAGCUUCUGGUGCUUGUUUUAAUUGUGGGAGAUUCGAUCAUAAAGUGAAGGAUUGUCCUAAUCCUAACCCUACUUCUUCUCCACGUACGGAAGGCUCAGCUCAAAAACCUAUUACCACUCCUUCUCAAGGGAAUAGAGGUGCAAGAUCUAGAAACACACAAGCAACAGAUGCAGGUGGAGCCAAUCAAGCUAGUGAGUCAAGAGCUACAACACGAGCUUAUGCUAUGAGACAGAGGGAUGACCAAGAUGGAGCAGACGUGGUUGUUGCUAAAUUUCACUUAUUUGGCUUAUGUGUUGUUACAUUAUUUGAUGUUGGUUCUACACAUUCCUAUGUUUGCUCAUCAUUGGUUUUUCCUAAAAAUGUGAAAUCUGUGAGACUUGAUUGUGGUGUGCUUGUCCAAAGUCCUUUGGGUCAACAGGUUAUUUGUAAUAAAAUCUAUCGAGGUUGUCCCUUGGUGAUUCAAAAUCUAGUCUUCCCUGCUGAUUUGAUUGAAAUGCCUUUCCAACACUAUGAUGUCAUCAUCGGUAUGGAUUGGCUUCAUAGAUACCAUGUGGUAGUUGAUUGUAGGUCGAAGCAUGUGACCUUUAGAGCUCCUUCAUUUUCACACAUCAUUGUUCAAGGUGAAAGAUCAUUGACAUCUAAUAUUAUCUCCGCGGUAAUGGCAAGAAAGAUGGUUAGUCAGGGUUUUGGAGCUUAUAUUGCUCAUAUAUUUGAUACACACUUGGAAAGUCCAAGCCUUAAGAAUAAACCAGUGGUAUGUGAAUUUCCUGAUGUUUUCCCUAAAAAGCUUCCUGGAUUACCCCUGGAAAGGGAAGUUGAAUUUCCUAUAGUGGUUAUUCCUGGAACUACUCCUAUUUCUAUAACUCCUUAUCGAAUGGCUCCAGUAGAAUUGAAGAAGUUGAAAAUUCAAUUGCAAGAACUUCUUGAGAAAGGUUUUAUCUGCCCAAGUGUAACAAUUAGGAAUAGAUAUCCACUGCCUAGGAUUGAUGAUCUAUUUGACCAGCUAAAGGGUGCUAGGUUGUUCUCAAAAAUUGACUUGAGGUCUGGGUAUUACCAACUGCGGGUAAGUGAACAAGAUGUCCCUAAAAUUGCCUUUAGGACUCGAUAUGGUCAUUAUGAAUUCUUGGUGAUGCCAUUCGGGUUGACGAAUGCUCCUGCGGCAUUCAUGGAUCUGAUGAAUCGCGUGUUUAAGCCUUAUCUUUAUCAAUUUUUAGUGGUCUUUAUAGAUGAUAUUUUAAUAUAUUCCAAGAAUAGUGAAGAUCAUAAAAAGCACCUUCGAAUUAUUUUGCAAGACAAAAAGCUUUAUGCUAAGCUUUCCAGAUGUGAAUUUUGGCUUGGUGAAGUGGAUUUUCUGGGACAUAUUGUGUCAGCUGAAGGUGUGAAGGUGGAUCCUAGUAAGAUUCAAGCUAUUGUUGAAUGGAAACAACCUAAAAGUCCAACUGAAGUAAGAAGUUUCUUGGGCUUAGCGGGAUACUAUAGAAGGUUUGUCAAAGGCUUCUCCAUUAUAGAAUCUCCUUUGACUAAACUCUUGAGGAAGGAUUUCAAGUUCGUAUGGGAUGAAAAAUGCCAAGAGAGCUUUGAAAAGCUCAAAUCCUUAUUGACACAAGCUCCUAUACUUACUCUACCAACUGAAGGGAAAGAGUGUGUGAUAUAUAGUGAUGCUUCUCAUCAUUGCUUGGGUUAUGUCCUGAUGCAGGAAGGGAAAGUGGUUGCAUGGCUUGAACUCAUUAAAUAUUAUGACUACACGAUUGAUUAUCAUCCAAGUAAAGCCAAUAUGGUGGCAGAUGCUCUAAGUCGCAAAGCCUUUGCUAGUUUAUCUCUAAGUCAUUUGCCUUUGUUUCUUAAAUUAAGAGCUAUGAAUGCUUGUCUUGCAUUUAAUUCUGAUGGCUCUAUUGUUGCUAGUUUGCAAGUCAAGCCAGUUCUACUUGAAAAGGUGAAAGAAGCACAGAAGUUAGAUGAGAAGCUUGUGAAAUUGAUCAAAGAAGUUCAAACUGGGGGAAAGCUUGAUUUUAAAUUAAGGGAGGAUGGUGUUCUACUUUAUCAAAAUAGGCUAACCAAAAGUGCUCAUUUCUUGGCCAUCAGAAUGGACUACCCACUUGAACCUUUAGCAGAAUUGUACGUCAAUGAGAUUGUGAGGCUACAUGGUGUUCCUGUUUCUAUUGUAUCUGACCGAGACCCAAGGUUUACAUCCAGAGUCUGGACUAGCUUGCAAGAAGCUUUGGACCCUAGGUUUAAAUUUAGUACUUCUUUCCAUCCCCAGACAGACGGCCAGUUCGAGAGGGUGAUUCAAAUCUUGAAAGAUAUGCUUCGAGCUUGCAUUAUGGAAUUUGAGGAAGUACUUGAGAGAGUUGGUCCAGUUGCCUAUAAACUAGCUCUUCCACCGGAGUUAGAUAAGAUCCACAAUAUCUUCCAUGUUUCUAUGCUUAGAAGAUAUCGCUCAGAUCCAUCUCAUGUUCUUCCGGUUGAAUCCAUUGAGGUCAGCCCUAACAUGACAUAUGAAGAGGAACCUAUCCAAAUCUUGGCGCAUGAGACAAAAGAGCUUAGAAACAAGAAAAUCCCAUUAGUAAAAGUCCUUUGA
Molecule: messenger RNA, 3312 nt
Organism: Lycium barbarum (goji berry)
Lineage: Eukaryota; Viridiplantae; Streptophyta; Magnoliopsida; Solanales; Solanaceae
Exons: 6
Coding region: 1-3312 (1103 amino acids)
Biological process (GO): DNA integration
Molecular function (GO): zinc ion binding; nucleic acid binding
Source: RefSeq, a predicted model, not a curated record